CAUUUGACCGUCGACGUAUCUGUUUUUUAUAGGUAAUAAAAUUGAGCUCUCAGCUUUGGAUAUUUUGAUUUCAUGAUAAUUUAUUCGAUAUAAUUUCAAGAAGUGAUAGAUCAUAAACUUAUUAUAAGUGUAAAAGUUUUGUAAAUAAAAUGGAGACGUUGUAUCAUCAGACGACCCAACUAAUACAGGAAACAACCAAUUUAUUCCAUAAGUUGGAGAACAGUCCAGAUUGGGAGGGUAUAGAAAAUGCUAUCCAGUCAAAAAUUAAUGCAAUUAGUGCGAAUUGUGAAAGGUUAGAUGUAUUAGUAUUCAAAGUACCCAUUAAUGAAAGGCCAAUGGCAAAAAUGAGAGUCGACCAAUUAAAAUAUGAUAAUAAACAUAUACAGGCAUCUCUCAACAAUGCUGCAAGUAAGAGACGCAGACGUGAGCAAGAGAAAAUUGAGAGGGAACAGUUAUUGAGCAGGAGGUUUGGGCAUGACCACACAGAGAUCACUGUUGAUUACUUGGGACAAGAACAGAGUUCUUUGCAGAACUCUCACAGGAAUGUUGAUGAAAUGCUACAUACAGGUUCAAAUAUUCUGCAGACGUUAAGGUAUAACCGAGACACGUUAAAGGGUGCUCAUAAAAGACUGAUAGAUUUGGCCAACACUUUGGGAUUGUCCAAUGCGACUAUUUCACUGAUCGAGCGACGGGUCUCUCAGGACAAAUAUGUGUUGUUUGGAGGCAUGUUGGUCACUUUGACUGUGAUUGUUCUGGUGAUCAUUUAUAUUGUAUAAAAUUAAUAUUAUGUACAAAAUUAAAUAAUAUUGUGUACUAGAGGACUCCCGCGACUUCGUACGCGUAAAAUUCAGUUUAAAACAAAUUCCGCGGGAACCAUGGAUUUUUCUGUGGAUUUUUUAUAUGUUACUCAAAUAACCACCUAUAACUUCUAAUUAAAGUUCCAUUAAAAUCCGUUCAGCUGUUCUAAAGAUUAGCCAAGUCUGCCCGUCUGUCCCGGUUUGGUUUUAGUAUCGUGUAAACACACAACAUAAUAAUUUUGAAAUCACAGACUUCAAUUUUAUUUAUAUGAUAAUGAUAAUAUUAAUAUAUUGUUAACAUAAUGUAACAUAGCAAUUACGAACCAGUAAAUAGCUCAUAACUUGCAAAUGUAAAAGACAAUGUAUUUUUGCGAUAUACGGUGAAGUGUAGCUUUAAGUGAUUUAUGCAUUUUGAAAAGGAAUAUUGAAUACCUACUUUGUUUUUAUGAUAUUUAUUUUCGCUUUAUCUAAAUCUGGUUUAUAUUUAUACAUAAAUUAAACGAAAUUUGGAAAAAGCAACUGAAAGAA
Molecule: messenger RNA, 1325 nt
Organism: Bicyclus anynana (squinting bush brown)
Lineage: Eukaryota; Metazoa; Arthropoda; Insecta; Lepidoptera; Nymphalidae
Gene: Membrin
Product: probable Golgi SNAP receptor complex member 2
Exons: 4
Coding region: 150-776 (208 amino acids)
Biological process (GO): vesicle fusion; vesicle-mediated transport
Cellular component (GO): Golgi apparatus; SNARE complex; ER to Golgi transport vesicle membrane
Molecular function (GO): SNAP receptor activity; SNARE binding
Source: RefSeq, a predicted model, not a curated record